UCCCCUCGCUCGCAAAGAAACCAACGGCCAGCUCCAGAAAAAAAAAAAGGAAAACCAACGGCCUUUCCCCCUCCCCUUCGGCGUCAGCUCCGCCUCCGCGCCCCCCUGCCCGGCUUCCCUUCCGCCGCCAUGAAGCUUCCCGGAGGCGCGACGCGCGCUUGGCUGAUCGAUUUCCUGCGCCGUCUGUUCUCUGCCCUGCGCCAGAGAGCGUUCUGGGCGGUGACGGCGGGGGGAAACAAAGAAGCCAAGAAACGGCGGCGCCGACGACGCAACCGCGCCGCCGCCGAAGCAGUCCUCAUCCACCCCGAGCCUAUCGCCACAGAGGACCUAAUGACGCCACUCGGCACCCUCGCAGCCACCGACGUGGCGCUCCUCCCUCCCGCGCCUCUCGCCGCCGAGGCCGAGGGCCUCACGCCGACACGCGGCGCCCUCUCCCCCACCAGCACCAUCGUGCUCGACGGGGCGCCGCUCUCGUCCGAGGACCCUACCCCACCGGACGGCUUCCUCCGGGCCACCAGUGACGCCACCCUCCACUCGGCGGCUGCCGUCCCCACGGGCCCCGCGUCGUCGGUCCCAGCCACCGGCGGGAAGCUGGAAGAUGACGGUGGAUUUACCCUAGUCGUGGGCAGGAAGAGGAAGCGGGGGAAUGCCCAGGCCACCCUCGGCCCUGUUGCCCCGCCACCUGCUCCGCGCCAUGGUCCGCCGAGGGGCUGGUUUCGGCACCAUGCUCGCCCCGCUCCUCCUCCUCCGAGCCGCCGUAUUCCGCCCGCAAUCCGGGUGAGCCCUCCUGCCACGGCCAGCGGGCCAGCCUCGUCUCCUGCACCUGCUGCCACGGCCAGCGGCCCUGCUGCGUCCCCUUCUUCCAUCAUCCCUCAGGAACUGGACGACAUGGCAAAGGAGCGAUCCCUUCACUUACAGUUCCGGGAGGAGAUGUCAAAGCUGAAAGGCAACAAGUUAUAUUGUCUGAUAUGUUAUUUGGAGCGUCGCCAAAAACUAGUGACUAUGCAGAAUCAUAAGGCUGACAUCAACCAUCACAAUAGUGCAUCUCACAAGGGGCGUCUUGUGGAUUGUCCAAGUAAGGGCUGCCUUUUGGUGGCAAGUAACAGACACGACAUUGGCAUUCAUGCCAUUUGUUGCCACCCUCACACACUGGCGGCGCUGAGGGUAUUCAUGUGUAUUCGUAUGAAUCCCAUUAUUGAGUCCCUAGCCGCCCAGCGACAGCGAGUCGUCAGCGACCCCCCCCCCCCCCCGCUCCCGCUCACCGGCAUCCGCCCCCGCCCCGCCCUCAGGCCUCAUCCGCUCAGCGCCGCCAGUGCUCGCCAGGGUCGACCGGAGGCUGCGCUGGCCGGGGACUGCAUCGCCGCGACGCCGCCUCGCCCCGGCGCUCGCCGGCCGCCGGCCGCCCCGCCCCAGCCCCGUCGGCCGCCCAUCGCCCGCGGCGGCGCCGCCCAGCCCAGGGACCAGCAGGCGGCGGAGACUACAAAAUUAGUCAUUGAAGAACUUGAUGGUGCCCACUUUGCAAUACUUGCAGAUGAGUCUAGUGAUGUGUAUCAGAAUGAACAGUUGGUAGUUUGCUUGCGUUAUGUUGAUAAGAAAGGAAGGGCCGUUGUAAGAUUUCUUGGUCUUUCUCAUGUUAAAGAUACUACCUCUUUGACACUUAAAGCUGCAAUUGAGCAAAUGCUUAUGAAGUACAAUUUGACCUUUGCAAUGUUAACUCUUGUUGCUGUUGCUAAAGAGAGUGGUGAUUGUACUUGGUUCUUUCAACAACUUGCACAGUUGUUAAAUGCUCUUGGCAUGUCUUGUAAAAAGAUGAGAAUGCUUCGUAUAGCUCAGGCUGAGGAACUCAUUGAUGCAUUGGAAUUGGAAAAAGUAGAAACGGGGAGGGGCUGA
Messenger RNA from Triticum aestivum (bread wheat), 1890 nucleotides. RefSeq lists its product as uncharacterized. Bases 130 to 1890 code for a protein of 586 amino acids. The record is from RefSeq and is a predicted model, not a curated record. The transcript is spliced from 5 exons. Lineage: Eukaryota; Viridiplantae; Streptophyta; Magnoliopsida; Poales; Poaceae.